UCGCGGAGAUGACAUUAGCGUCACAAAAUAAGACGAAAAUGACGCUGUUUACUACAUGUUGGCGACGUGGUCCCGUGUGCUAAGAGGAGAUAUGGUCUUUAUUUUAAAUAGGUGUUUAUUGCGCCAGAGAGAUAUGAUCCUUGAAUACACCCGAGUUACCACUUCCAUUACAGAUAACUGAUUACCAGAGGAUUAAGGAUGGACUUUGUGCUAUUUAUGACAGUUUACCUGAUUGUUUUCGGGAUAAUUGUCAUCCUCUACUACUAUGCAGACUCUACUGUUUUCCAAAACAAACUCUUGAAAUUACUGAAGCAUUUGCUGGAGGUUCUUCUUGGACUAGUGCCUCCAAUACUCAAAAACUUGGUCACAGGAGCGAUUGACCGCAUGUUCUAUAGGAGGAAUCAUAUCCUGCAGGUGGUAUAUACAGGCCUGGUAGUGGCAGGACAUGUUGUGCUUGUGGUGGACAUUUUACCCAUCGUGUACACAUUUGCUGCUCAUGAGAAUCAUGUUCUUCUGCCCAUGGUCCUGGUAUUAUUGAACAGUCUGUUCUUCAGCCUCACCUGUACCACUGACCCAGGGGAGAUAACUCACAGGACCCAGCGGCACUACCAGUCAGCCUAUGCCUAUGAUGAUGUCCUGUACAAAGAGGGUGUGAAAUGUCGCACUUGCGUAAUCCCCAAACUUCCUCGUUCAAAGCAUUGCAGUGUCUGUGACCGAUGUGUGUACAGAUUCGACCACCACUGUAUUUGGACAAACAACUGUAUUGGAGGCCUUAACCACAUGUACUUCAUUCUCUUCCUCGUCUCUAUAGUUGUGAUGUCGGUGAAUGGUGUAGCAAUCUGCUGGAGAACACUGGCUCUAGUAGUCAACCAUUUCAACAUGUUGGAGACAAACUACAUUGAUCCUUCUGGCAAUGUCCAGCCCAUCACUCUGAAGAUUCUGGCACAACAUUUAUUCCUCAAUUUCCCGAGGAUUGUAUUUACCAUGGUAAGUUUGACAUUUGUGGCUUUUGCCUUGGGCGGUUUUGCCCUCUACCACAUCUUCCUAGUGGCGACCAAUCAAACUACAAACGAGCGUUACAAGAGGAAUGGAGACUGGUUACAGUUUAAGGAGGAUAAAGCACACUCUUGCACAAGUAAUGAUGGAACCUCAUCAACAAGCUCAAGAAGUCCAAGAAAAAAUGUGUUUGAUAAAGGAUUUUGUCAAAAUAUUUAUGAAGUACUUUGUCCGCACAAAUUCCUCCGAAGUACUAUUAAAAAGAAAUAAUCUUUCAUGCAACAAUAGAUUUGGUAUCUUUGGUCAACAAUUGCACAUGGUGGAUUGAGAACUGUAAUUGUGUUAUGAUAUUUUAGUUCAUGAUAAAUUAGUGAAUAUGAAGUGUGCCUGUUUUUACAUCAGUGAGUUUUGACUUUAGGACCAGGGUUUGCUAAUGUGAAUGUGGAGGUCAGUUCGAUAAAUAUGGUGAUAUUUCUGUGAUUUUCCUGUGAGACGUAUGAUUUAUUUGUUUUUUAAAUAACAGGAAUAGUUUGUGUGGUACGUGGUACUGAAUUAAGAUUUGGUUUGUGGGCACAAGAAAUGUACAUUGUUGAAGGUGGUUGUAAUUUAUUUCAUUAACAAGGUAUGAAUUAAAUCAGUUUUCCUGAUUUUGUUCUGUCAAAGUUUUGAAAUCCCUAGCAUAUAUAUGUUGUUAUACAGACUGUUUCUGUCACGUGCAUUCAGUGUAGAGUAUGCCAUUUACUAUACAUUGUUUUAAUACAUGAUCAAAUUUGUCUGUUCAUUACAUUCAUAAGGUUUUAUCCUUGCUUGCCAUGAAAAAGAAAGAUAAUUUUUGUUACCAGUAUACUUGUGUGGUCUUACAACAGUAAUAAAUGUGUGUUUU
Molecule: messenger RNA, 1879 nt
Organism: Liolophura sinensis
Lineage: Eukaryota; Metazoa; Mollusca; Polyplacophora; Chitonida; Chitonidae
Product: palmitoyltransferase ZDHHC4-like
Exons: 6
Coding region: 199-1266 (355 amino acids)
Biological process (GO): peptidyl-L-cysteine S-palmitoylation; protein targeting to membrane
Cellular component (GO): endoplasmic reticulum; Golgi apparatus
Molecular function (GO): protein-cysteine S-palmitoyltransferase activity
Source: RefSeq, a predicted model, not a curated record